GUCUGAUAAAUUUUGUCGGGUCGUGUUUUAUGGGCCUUAAUUUUCGGGUCAGGUAAGAAAAGAAAGGAGAAAUCCAACGCCUAGCAGCUCAAAGAAUACGUGAGCAAGGAUGAUCUUAUCCGUUAGAUGAAAAGCUUCCCUGAAUCAUACGUGGCCCAACAAGCUGAGACCGCCUGUUGUUUUUACUACUAGUCGUCUCUUGUUCUUCAAAAUGGCUUUGGUUCCAUCCUCCUUUGAUCUUCUGCUUCUGGUCGAUGAAAUCAAUUAGUAACCUCACGAAAGAGUACGGCAUUCUAGUUGAAAAAAUUUCUUCCUGGGUUGCUUCCUGUCACAAAAAAUGGGAUUCUGGACAUUGGUAGAAGGAUUGCUGCUAUUUGCCAAUGCAUUAGCAAUACUGAAUGAAGAUAGGUUCCUUGGUCCAAGAAGAUGGACUUUAGCAGAAUUUCGAGGAGGAAGAAGAAACACUCUCAAGGGGCAGAUAGUUGGGCUCAUACAUGCAUGUCAAUUCCUCAGACUACCACUUAUCCUUUUCAAUAUCAUCACUAUUAUAGUAAAGUUAGUCUCUGGUUGAGAUCAACAUGAAGAAUAAAUUCAUGGCUUGGGACAUGAAUGAAUUAAUCCAUACAUACUCUGAUGAUAUGUUAAUAAGCUGUUUUUGCCCACCUGUGUGUGUACAAUACUCGAAAUGAUAGAAUAAGAGAAUGGCUCAUAUGCUGGUAAGACCA
This is a messenger RNA of Gossypium arboreum, 725 nucleotides long. Its product is annotated as protein transport protein yos1. Gene Ontology annotation, biological process: endoplasmic reticulum to Golgi vesicle-mediated transport. The record is from RefSeq and is a predicted model, not a curated record. The transcript is spliced from 2 exons. Gene Ontology annotation, cellular component: endoplasmic reticulum membrane; COPII-coated ER to Golgi transport vesicle; Golgi membrane. The coding region runs from base 338 to 571 and encodes 77 amino acids. Lineage: Eukaryota; Viridiplantae; Streptophyta; Magnoliopsida; Malvales; Malvaceae.